UUCUCUGUAGCAGCUGCUGAAAAUGGAGGUUCGAGCAACAAAAGAUAUUCCCAUAGGGCAAGACCUCAAUCCUCCAAUCCCACCCCUUUCUCUUUCCCUCCACUAUUCCACUCUCCUCUCUCACUGCUCUUCUUGCUUUUCUCCUCUCCCUUCUUCUCCUUUCUCCCCUACAAAUAAUCCCAGCCCAAAUCACUUCAUUCGCUACUGUUCCCUUCAAUGCUCUUCUCACGACUCCCCUCUUCAUUUCUCCUCUUCAGAAUUUCACUUCUUUCACCUUUUCCCAGAACCCCUUUUCACCACCUCCCCUACUUCCACCGACCUCCGCCUCUCCCUCCGCCUCAUCCACCGCUUCCAGGAAGCAAGUGGGUCUUUCUCAAAUUUGGAAAGAAUUUGUGGGUUGAUGACAAAUUUCAAAAAAAUUAUGUUCUUGGAAGAACAACAGUGCUACAACGAUGACAAUGAAGAAGAACUUUCUGGAAGAAUUCUUGAUGGGGCAAAGGCUAUGGCUAUUGCAAGAAGAACUCGAGAUGGUUUGGAUACUAAUGUGGAGUUAUCAGCUGCGGAGUAUUCUGUAGAAGCUGCAGUGCUCUGCUUGGUGCUGACUAAUUCGGUGGAAGUUCAUGAUAAGGAUGGCAGAAGUUUAGGAGUUGGUGUUUAUGAUUUAGCCUUUUCGUAUAUCAAUCAUAGCUGUUCUCCAAAUGCUUGUUACAAGUUUUGUACAACAUUGGAUUCUGGUGGAGAAUUGGAGUUUAGAAUAUGUCCAGCAGCUUCAGAGACUGGUGCUGCUGGUAAUGAAAGUGAAUCCAUUAUUAAUGGAAGUGAAUCAUGUGGUCCGAGAAUAGUACUUCGAAGUAUAAAGGCGAUCCAGAAAAGUGAAGAGGUGUUGAUUACAUACACUGACUUAUUACAGCCUAAGGUGAUGAGGCAGUCAGAGUUGUGGUCGAAGUACAGGUUCAGUUGCUGCUGUAAACGAUGUAACGCAAUGCCUACAACUUAUAUAGAUCACUGUCUGCAAGAAAUUUUAAGUUCAAAUCUCGGUGACAACUUUGAUGGGAAUCUUGUAAUGGAGAAGCUGGUGGAUUGCUUGGAUAAUGCUAUAGAUGACUUUCUCUCAUUUAGUAACCCCAAGUCUUGUAGUGAAAAGCUCGAGAUCCUGCUUACUCAAGAUCAUGUUGACAUUGUUCUGACACCGAAUGGUGAAAACAUACGUCAACUCUUCAGAUUGCAUCCUCUUCACCAUGUCUCUUUGCAUGCCUACAUGACACUGGCUUCUGCAUAUAAAGUCGUUGGAAGUGACCUGCUGGCCCUAGAUUCUGAAAGUGAUAAACAUCAAUGCGAAGCUUUUAGUAUGAGCAGAAAGAGUGCAGCAUAUUCCUUGUUACUUGCUGGUGCAACCCACCAUUUAUUAGAAUCUGAAUCUUCUCUCAUUGUGCCUUUGUCAAAUUUUUGGGCGACUGCUGGUGAGACCUUACUAAGUCUUGUCAAAAGCUCAAGGUGGAACUCAUUUGCAAAGGGGAGACAGAUUGAAGAAAUUAUAUUUUCGUCAUGUCAAAUUUGUGGCAAAUGCACGCUACUUGAUAGGUUUAGGGAUACUUGUGCAAAUAUUCAUGACCGAAAUGCAGAAUUUGCUGAGAUAACUAGCGAAUUUUUGAACUGUAUUACCGAUAUAACACCAAAAAUCUGGGGUUUUCUCAUUGAGGAAGGUGGUGGUUACUUGAAUGUAGUCGAGGAUCCCAUUAACUUUAGAUGGCUCGAGAGUAGAACGUCAUCUGUUACUCAUUUUGCAACUCAUGCUACAAGUGGUAAUGCAAAGGAAACAAAUUCCGGAUUUGAAGUAGUACAAUAUCACAGAGAGAUGAGGGUAAAUCUAUUCCAGCUUAGUAUUCACUGCUUACUCUAUGGAGCAUUUUUGUCAACUAUAUGUUUUGGUCCUCAUUCGCCACUGAUGUCUAAAGUCGAAAAUCUUCUAAGUCACGAAGAUAUUCUGAAUGGUUAAGCCAUUGGUUGCAUAAAAAUCCCAUGUAAAUUGUUUGUAGUCCUUCAGUUGUUGAGUUGCAUGAUAAUACACUGAAAUCUAAAGCUAUUUUCUGGGCA
Messenger RNA from Nicotiana tabacum (common tobacco), 2094 nucleotides. RefSeq names its product protein SET DOMAIN GROUP 41. Lineage: Eukaryota; Viridiplantae; Streptophyta; Magnoliopsida; Solanales; Solanaceae. The record is from RefSeq and is a predicted model, not a curated record. Gene Ontology annotation, molecular function: protein binding.